Vanessa atalanta (red admiral) is the source of this 593-nucleotide messenger RNA. RefSeq names its product 60S ribosomal protein L27 (gene RpL27). Gene Ontology annotation, molecular function: structural constituent of ribosome. Gene Ontology annotation, cellular component: cytosolic large ribosomal subunit; ribosome. Gene Ontology annotation, biological process: translation. The transcript has 3 exons. The coding region runs from base 158 to 562 and encodes 134 amino acids. The record is from RefSeq and is a predicted model, not a curated record. Lineage: Eukaryota; Metazoa; Arthropoda; Insecta; Lepidoptera; Nymphalidae.
UGAAAUACAAAAUAGAUAUUUUGCCAACAAUAUAUUUGUGAUUAAUUCUGUGAUGUCGUGUAGAUAUUUUUGAGCGAACGCUGAACAAUAUUGAGAAAAACUUACUUCAAACUGUUCACCAAAUAACCAAUAACAUAAAUAACAAUAUAUACCCAACAUGGGUAAGAUUAUGAAACCGGGUAAAGUGGUGCUGGUCCUCAGCGGCCGGUACGCAGGUCGCAAGGCGAUUGUGGUGAAAAACUACGACGAGGGCACAUCAGACAAACCCUACGGUCACGCUUUCGUCGCCGGCAUCGACAGGUAUCCCCGCAAAGUGCACAAGCGAAUGGGCAAAAACAAAAUCCACAAGCGCUCCAAAGUCAAGCCCUUCGUUAAGGUUGUCAACUACAACCAUCUCAUGCCAACACGUUACUCAGUUGACUUCAGCUUCGAAAAGUUCAGCUCAAAGGACUUGAAGGACCCCGCAAAGCGCAAGAAGCUCCGUUUCAACACACGAGUCCGCUUUGAGGAAAGAUACAAGAGUGGCAAGAACAAAUGGUUCUUCCAGAAGCUUAGGUUCUAAGUACAUUUAAAAUAAAUCCUUCAAAAAGCAA